UGGGCAUUUUUAACACCAGGAGCAUUCUUACUUAGAUUAAAUCAUGGGUCUCCCUGGUCUCCAGACAUGCCUAGACAUGCACCAUAAGGCAAUGAGAUCCUUGGAGUUUCUCUAGUAACUGCAGGCCAAAUCAACAGCAACCCUAAGAACUAGCAUUCUUUUUUAUUUUAUUUUUUUCAAACAGAACUAGGCCACACACGUCUUUUGUCAUUUUCCAGUUGCACUAUAUACAAAAUAAACUGCAUUUAAAAAAACUUAUUUCAGUAGACCGUGCAUCUUGAUGACUUUUAUAUAUAUAUGUUUUUUGAUAACUUCGAAGAAAAUUUUAAAAAUCUACCUUCCAAGGCACCUAGCACAACGAUUGCUUUGGAUGGCAGCAAUCCAGCCCAGCACGCGCCAAAAGUUGUUUGGAUCCGCGCAUCUGACUCCCAAGACUGAGCAAGCACUACACCUGCUAUCACCACGGAAGUAGGCUUCAGCGUGCUGGAACCCCAACAUCUACAGAACAGACUGUGGGCCUCCAGCGGUGACUGUUAGCGGCUUCUUGGACAGGGAGUGCUGGAAGGAGGGGGGAAGGAGCUUGGAGAAGCGUCCUGAGUUGCCAUGGAAACGGGGCCCGGCUCAGAUGUCAGCUCCGACCACGAAAUUUGCUCUCCAGGAUUACUGGUGUUUGCUGGCUGCUCCGAACAGGAUAGCAGCCUGGCUAAGCAGUUCUGGCUCCGGGCGUCGAUGUCUCCCACUAACGAAUCUCAGCUGAUGCUGACAAGAGGGAGCAGUCAGCGUUUGCCUGUUGCGGGCUCUAAGAGUAAUGUCGCCGAGAAAAGUCACAUCCAGCCUUCUCCCUCUGAGAAUAACAAGAAUACUGAUAUCAUUGCUGAAACCCUAAGGAUUCAGGAAGCUGAGGAGAAAGAAAAGUACCUCCAAAAGGCUAAAAAGAGAGAUGAGAUUCUCCAACUCUUAAGAAAACAAAGAGAAGAAAGGAUCUCGAAAGAAUUGAUUUCCCGUCCUUAUAAAGUUAAAGACAAAGUACACAACAAAACGCCAGUGGUACCAGAGACAGAUAGUAAGGACCAGGAAGAAGUCAAAGCCUUGGACUGAUCUGACUGACUCACAGUAGAAGAUGGCUUAAUACACCUUUGGCUUACAUCAGGAUCAAAAUUAGAGAAAAGAAGUUAAAGAUUUGCAGGUUUUUAGGAAUCUUACCAGUUUUUGAACACAUGGUUUAAAAUAGAUUAAGAAAUAAAGGUUACCUAUGCAGACUUU
Molecule: messenger RNA, 1263 nt
Organism: Chinchilla lanigera (long-tailed chinchilla)
Lineage: Eukaryota; Metazoa; Chordata; Mammalia; Rodentia; Chinchillidae
Gene: Hoatz
Product: chromosome unknown open reading frame, human C11orf88
Exons: 7
Coding region: 604-1098 (164 amino acids)
Biological process (GO): cilium assembly
Source: RefSeq, a predicted model, not a curated record